CACACACACACACUCUCUCUCUCUGGUGUCUGGUGAUGAGUUGUGUUCUUCAAGGCCUCCUCAGGGUCAGUGAUAACUCUGCAGAUGGUCUGUUUGUCUUCGUGACUGACCUUGCUCUCCUCCUCACAUUCUUCUGUCCUGUCACUCUAUUAAAUGUUUUCUGUGUGUGAUUGAUCAUCCUCAGCAGAUCUGUGAGACACAGAUGAGUGUCUGUCCUCACUGAGAGCGAGACCGCUUCAUGCCGUCUGUCUCCUUGCGCUCACAGAUGGAGGAGGCACUUCAGCUUUGAUUUGCUUCACAUUAUUCUUGAAUUUGUUCAUUUCUUUUUAGUAUCAGUACAGACAGAAAUGUUGCUGUUAUGUAAUGGUAAAGUCAUUUUGCAAAAAUGUUUAAAUUAUGGUAGUGACGUAUAUUUUGACUGUAACCCAAAGCAAGUAAAUCACUCACAUAUGCACCAAAAAAUUAAACCUUAAUUAAAUCAUUACUUAUUCUUUUACAUCAAAAAGUUUUUUCUCUCUUUUUUUGGAUCUGCUGAACCUGCUGCAUCAUUGUCGUGUGUGUGUGUGUGUGUGUGUGUGAGCUGCACGUGCUGCUUCUCCUCUGGUGUCUAAUGAGAUUCCCCUCGUUAAAGUCUUUAGUGUAGUAAUCUGCACCUGCACAUAGACGACCCGAGAUCUGCACAGAACCAGAGACCAGAGGAACAGCAGUAUUCAGAUUGUGCUGCUCUGAGGAAUCGAGGAGUUUUAUCAGCCCUCAAUUUGAGUCUCCAUCAGAUGAUGAUCCGUCUGAAGCGCUUCCACAGAUAGAGCUGCUGUAGAUCUGAUCCUCAUGGAGUCAAUGCUGAAGAAGUCUCUGCUGGCGCCCGUAAAGACCCUGAAGUUCUGCGUGAGCGGAGAGAAGACCAACCACGGGGCCCGGAGAGGCCCGAAACGCCAGGGGUCAAAGGGCAGGAGCUGCAAGCCUGACCCGCGUCUGCUGCGAUCCUAUCAGACCGAGCUGGACAGAGAGAGGAAACUACGAGAGGCGAUGAACGCUCAGAAGAACGCAGAGAGAGCUGCGAUGAGAGCCCAUUUCAGGAGGAAAUACCAGCUGACCAAGAAUGCCAAGGAUGCGGAGCAGCUGCGAGCCGCGGGGGGGAAAGUGUGUCUCCCACGAGAUCUGGCGAAGAUGGUCCGUGGUGAAGCCCCUGCUAAAGACGACAGCUUCUGUCUGCGGAGCGCCUUCCAGAGCCUCAGCCUCAGCACAGGCAUCUUCACAGGAAGACCGCGCCAGACACCCUCCUCAGCCAAUCAGACGCAGCCCUGCAGGGUCAUGUGACGCUCCAGACACGGGUUUGACACUGCAUGAGUCGCUCAUCACAAGUUUCCAUCCACCUAUUCUUAUGUGAAUUUUGAUAUAUCUCUUAAACACUGGAUGGAAACACCAAGAUGUGCAUAAAUUAUAAAAAAUGGGCAUAAACUUUUUUUAUCCGAUUAGAAAGAUAUGUAUAUAUUUCACACUUUGUGACAGCUUUGAUAAGCAUAUAAUACUGUAUUGCACUGUAGUAGCAUUGUUUAGAGCUGAAUCAUUGGAGAGUUUACAUUUGUUGACUUUAUAAACACUCAACAUUUGAUAAUAGUGUGUGUCAUUAUAUUUGAGAAGAUGAGUAAUACUGUAUAAUGGUUAGAUUUUGAACAUUUUUGUCCAUGUCUAAGCUGUUUAAGUGGGAAGUUGUUUAAGAUUCAUGCCAUAAUGCUUUUUUAUUCAGUUUGCCAUUUUGCACACCAGACACAUCUGACAAAGAAUAAAAACUCCAUCUGAUGCAUCAAGUCAAGUCACAUUUCUUUAUCUCGUGCUUUUAACAAUACAGAUUGUGUCAAAGCAGCUUUACAGUGUUAAACAGGAACACAGUGUGUCAGUAAUGCAGAAGCACAAAUAAACACUGUUUUCAGUUCAUCAGUGAUUCAGUGAUGGUAUCAUAAACAUAAUAGAGUAAACACUGUGUGUGAGUGUGUGUGUGUCAGAGAGAGAGAG
This is a messenger RNA of Carassius auratus (goldfish), 2013 nucleotides long. RefSeq names its product complexin-3-like. The coding region runs from base 829 to 1317 and encodes 162 amino acids. NCBI's taxonomy places the organism in Eukaryota, Metazoa, Chordata, Actinopteri, Cypriniformes, Cyprinidae. Gene Ontology annotation, cellular component: SNARE complex; terminal bouton. Gene Ontology annotation, molecular function: syntaxin binding. The transcript has 4 exons. The record is from RefSeq and is a predicted model, not a curated record. Gene Ontology annotation, biological process: regulation of neurotransmitter secretion; neurotransmitter transport; synaptic vesicle exocytosis.